Messenger RNA from Megalobrama amblycephala (Wuchang bream), 4336 nucleotides. It is a transcript of the gene spi2, whose product is annotated as Spi-2 proto-oncogene. Gene Ontology annotation, biological process: cell differentiation; regulation of transcription by RNA polymerase II. Gene Ontology annotation, molecular function: sequence-specific DNA binding; DNA-binding transcription factor activity, RNA polymerase II-specific. The record is from RefSeq and is a predicted model, not a curated record. NCBI's taxonomy places the organism in Eukaryota, Metazoa, Chordata, Actinopteri, Cypriniformes, Xenocyprididae. Gene Ontology annotation, cellular component: nucleus. Bases 647 to 1417 code for a protein of 256 amino acids. The transcript is spliced from 5 exons.
AACCGAUCUUAAAUCACCUUCCUCUUUGUAAGAUAACAAUCAAACACUAAUGUAGUGCUGCUGUAUAAUUUUCAUAAAGGACAAUAAACACUUGUCUCAUAACAAUUGCGCCCUUUCAGACUUUAUGAUUGAAGUUUCAACCAUUGCAUUUCUCUCAUCUUUCAUAUUUUGUUCAUGAUUUCAAAGUUCUCGAUCAUUUCAGCACAAUUGAAUGUGUUUUUUAUGUGGAGCCUGCAUGUCAUUGUUAGGUGGUUGUGGUUGUUAUCUCUAAGAGUGAAGAGGAUGUGGUUACUGGUUCCAUAAAGGUGGAUGCUAGAGAUGUGUGUUAGACCGAGAUCAGGGUGUGUGUGUGUGUGUUCGUGUGUGAGUAUGUGUGUGUUUGGGCCGAAAGAAACUGUGGUUUUGGGUCAAAAGAUGGCUGGUUAUUUAUGUACGGUCGUAGAUCAUUCCAGAAAGGCUUGUUCACUCCCCCCAGCCCCUUGUUACUGAUAAAAACACCAUCUGCACCAUUUCAACAAGAGAGUUUUGUUUGUAAAGCACACUAAUAGUAACAAAUCUGUCUUUUUUUAACUUAUUGGUUAUUCAUUAAUGCAACAAAACCUGUAACAGCAAUACACUCAAUAAGGAUCACAUCCGUCACACUAGCAUGAACAGUGCGCAGGAAUAUCAAACUGAUUUGGAGGUGAUUCUGGAAUUUCUUGAGGAGCACUACAGACAGGAAUCUCGAAGAAAAGCCCUAUGGAACAUGAGGGAUCUCUGUGCCAUGUCAACUGGUGAAGCUGUGAACACUUCUGGAGAGAAGCUAGCAAAUGAGGAGCAUUUCAGCAAUGUGUUAGAGCAAGAAAAGUCCCAGAUGCAGUUUUCUGAUCAGGUCAUGGGAUCUCUGGCCAAAGCAAAGGGAUCUGACUCAUAUACGGACUGCAGGAUGAAUUGCAACGGCACCACUGCAGUCGAUCAGUCUUCGGUCCUUAACAACUCACCUGAAGGGCGAGUGUUAAACGCCCUAAACGGACCAGAGAGACCUUUAACUCCAAAUACAACACCUGAAAAGUGUGCCGAAUCAUUGCCCAGCAUUACACCUGCAGAGAAAGGGAAAAAGCUACGCCUUUUCCACUUCCUGUUCGAGAUGCUGGAGGACCCAGGCAUGGCCCACUGCGUGUCCUGGGUGCCGGCUUCAGUCGGCGUCUUCCGCUUUUCUGCCAGGCACAAGGAGCGUGUGGCAGAGCUAUGGGGCCAGAGGAAGGGCAACAGAAUGCCCAUGACCUACCAGAAAAUGUCCCGUGCCCUACGAAAUUACGCCCGCUCGGGGGAAAUCAUUAAAGUGAAAAAGAAACUGACUUACAAAUUCAGUGUCGCUACCCUCUCUACUUUACGGAGUCAACAUGGUAUAAAGAAAGCACUAUGUCAAUCAAAAUGAGAGCUGAAUGAUUGUCUCCAUGUGUUAUGGUUAUUAUGUGUUACUCUCAUGAUAUCUUAAUUGCCUUGGUAACAGGAGGAGGGUAAAAUUAGUUUCUAUUUUUUCUUGCUCAGUUAGGUUUCAUAAGAAGGUGAUUAACUAUGGUGUUUUUAUGGUAUUACAGACUCUUAACCAAAUGACUUAGGCUACUUUUUGCUGUUCUUUGUGUAUCUUGAUGCAUUUAAAAAGUAUGUCUUUAAUAAACAUGUCUUUUUUAUUAUAAUUUUCUUUUGAUAUUUAUCCAAUUUUUUUAAUCAGCUACUAAGAUGGCAGUUAAAAAGAACUAAAACAAAAAAAUAAAAACAGAUCUUCCCGCACUGCUCAUUUGUUCCCAGUAGGUGGCAAAGCUGCUACACUGCUUUUAUUUUGAUUGUCACUUACUGACUCACUACAGUUGUGCUUUUUCAAUUCUGUUUUAGGAUUUCAUUAUUAACAACUUAAUGGCAAAAUAAACAAGAAAAAAGAAAAAGUCAUUUUAUAUAUUUUUUGUUCACUUCAGUGCUAUUUUAGUGCUAUUUUGUUAUUUUUUUGUAUACUACUACUAGGAAAAAUUCAGUUUUUUUACAUGGGUCAUGGGUAAAAAAAUGUAUGAAGGUUAUGUUAUAGCAUGAUAUGCAAUCUCAAAACAAGUGACAAAUUAUACUUUUCUCAGAACUAACUUUUUUGUAUACUACUACUAUGAAAAAUUCAGUUUUUUACAUGGGUCAUGGGUAAAAAAAUGUAUGAAGGUUAUGUUAUAGCAUGAUAUGCAAUCUCAAAACAAGUGACAAAUUAUACUUUUCUCAGAACUAACUUCAUUUUUACAACUAGGUAAUUUUUAGUGAAUUUAUGAAGCCAAACAAUCACUUUUUGUCAACAUUUUGACUAAAUAUGCACAUGCUGUCUUUCUUUACAAUAAAUGGCAUUAGGUUUGAAAUUUUGUUGCAUACUGCAAUAAAAUUCAUUCAUUUUUAAGCAUGGCUUAAGUGUUGAAAUGCUUUUUGGAGGCACUUUAAGCAGCUGUUUUUUCGUCAUUGGCAUCAGAAGUUGGACCCAGAGGUGUUGACAGCACCCUACUAAAAGACAGAUUCUUGGUUUAGUCUCUCUGACUGACUGACCGGCCACAGGGUGCUCCUCACACAUGGUAAUUUGCCAUUCAGAGAUGGUGCUUCUCUCCCUUUAUAGUCCCACAGUGUUUUGUUCACAGGGAGGAGUGGAAUCUAUUUCUGCAGCAAGUAUUCAUGCUUUACUUGCUCAGUAUGUAUAUCUAAAGCAUUUCCUACUCCAUGGGGAGAAGCUCCAUUCUAUAUUGAACAAACUGAAUCUUAUUGAGAUGCUGAAAUUCUGAGGCGAUAUCUCUUCAUCUUUGUUUAGGUUCCUGUGUGUGUGUUUCUGUGUGUGUGCAUUUGUGCAGGCAGGUGCCACUGCAACUCUCUCGCCUGAGCUUUUUAUGGUAAGCUAAAUCCCCAUGGGCGACAUGAACCUUUAACCACCAGUCUGGUCCAAAUGGUUUUGUGUGAACUUUAUGGCAGACCCACAUGAUACUUCCCCAGGACCCUGUCUAACACACAGGGUUAUAAAUGGGCCCCUCGUUGGAGGCUCUGCUACCAAUAAAGGCCAAAAAACAAAAUCUUUUGCUUUUGUUUAAAAUCCACUCAGUCAGGAUGGUUUGAGAGUAUGGCACACCAUUCAUAACUUCCUUAUAUCACAAACAGCCAGUUCAGAAAGAGAUUGCAGGUUAAUUUUGUCAAUGCGACCACAUACUUUUGGCAUGAUAUGCUUUUGUGAAAAAUUUCCAUUCUAAACAAGGAUUUCUUUAAUGGCAAGUGUAGCUACGGAUAGAAUGACUGCUGACUAGAAGUCUUUCAGAACAUGGAUAGCCUGAAAUUACUAAAGAAGACUCCUGGCUUAAUAUGUAAUAUGCUACUGGCUCUGCAGAGACAUCUUAUAUUACUUGCUGGCAUUCAUGUGACCAUCUGAGAAGAUGACAUUUUGUUAUUUUAUUUUUGUUUUUUUGCCAUAUUCAUGUCAGCUCAACUAGAAGUUCACAAACAAUAUGCCAAGUUCUUAGAAAUGUUUGUGUUCAUAUAGGUUUAACAUGGUUUUGAAAACGUUUUUAUAAUGAAUAAAUAUCAAUUAUGAAAAGAAGCACCAUGAAGCACUUUGUCAUGUCAUAAAAAGGUCAAAUUAUUUGAUAUUUUAAGAGACUUACUUGGCACAUAGAUUGUGCCAAACUAACCAUAAAUAAGGAAUAAGGUUUUCUUUUCAAUAAUUUAAUUCUUUUAAUGUUUCUUCAUUUGCAUCACUUUGACAUUUUUUACAUUAUGCAUACCAAAAGUAUGAAUUUUGAUUUUCUGAUUAUGAAAUUUAAUGUAUUUUCUUAAUAGAUUCAAACUAGCGUUAUGUCAUUGACCUCUAUAUUAGUUUCAAGCAGGUGGAUUUCAAGUCUUUCUUUCUUAUUUAAGAUACAUUUAAAGUUUCUGGAAAUAAUAAACCAAUCAUAAUUGCUCGCUAAAACUAUUAAAGCUUUAGUGACUCCCUGCGUAAACUGCAGUCACGUCUGCAAGAAGCAGGGCCUGAUUUAUAGUGAAAAUUAAAGUGUUAACAGGAUAAUUAGGGUCUUGACAAUGGUAACAAUCUCAUCAUCUUUCCAUGCUAGAUAUGUCAAAAGUCAGAGUUCACAGUGACAUUCUAAUAAUAGCCUUUAAAAGCAUUGCUCAGGCAUCUUAACAGAAUUUAUAGUCCUGGUUGUUCAGAUCACCCUCAUCCACAUUACAUCCACAUCAUCUCUGGCACUUGGCUGAAAAGUGAAGUGAAUGUUUCCUAUUUUUCUCACUAAGCCCUAAAUAUCACCCAGAUGCCUUCUAGAGAAAGGGUGGAGCUUAGACACUGGGAACCCCU